Messenger RNA from Parnassius mnemosyne (clouded apollo), 2763 nucleotides. The record is from the annotation of a GenBank genome assembly. NCBI's taxonomy places the organism in Eukaryota, Metazoa, Arthropoda, Insecta, Lepidoptera, Papilionidae.
AUGAUGAUCAAUCGACAUACUAAGCAGAUAUUACCUUCCUAUCUAUGUACUACGUCAACAUUAUUUACAAUCUACUUGCAUGGAAAUAUACCAGAGGCUCCUUUAGGAUUUGAAGCAGAUGCGCCCAUGAACAUCAACUGCGAAGAUAACGGAUUUCAAGAUACUAGUAAUCUUGUGUGCUCUCCAGCGCCUCUGGCUGUAAUUACACAUAAUGCAAUCAUGGGAUCAGUGAACUUAAAUCUUAACCUAGGUAGUAAACCAGAUGUGGAGUCUCCAGCUGCUCCUGUGUACUCUCCACUGACUCCACUUGUGACUGCGAGAAAAGCCAGAUCGGAAACAAGUGUUGAAUCACCAGCUGCUCCUGCAUUUUCUCCAUUAACUCCUCUUGCUACACGAAAAGAACUUCAAAACAAAGGAACCGAAGACAAUUUUUCACCACUACCUCCGAUGUCACCAAAUGCAUUAGAGAUGCUUGAAACCCUUUGCAGAGAUUUUUCUACAGUUGAACAUGAGUAUAUUGAUAUGUCAAAAAGACGGCACCGUAAUUGUGUUAGUUAUAAUGAUCCUAAACAAGAUGGAGACUAUGACGACGAUACAGAUUCAGAUUAUGUACCAGACAGUGGAGAGGAAACUGAUGUUUCGCAUUCAUCUGUAAAACAAAAUAAACGGAAGAGCUUUCAAGUUCUCGAGAGCGACAGUUCAGACAAUGAAACCAUACAGAGGGGUUUGAUUUCUUCUCAUAUUGCUAUAGUGCACGAUAAUCAAACUAGAACUAACAGAACUACACAAAUGCUACACAAUGAAAGCCCGCUCAUUGUUUCAAAUGGCACAACGGUAGAUGAACUAAUUUCAGUGUAUCAAGGCUCAGAUACUGAAGCAGUUCAUCCUAAAGCGGAAAUUGUUCGUCCAGUUACUGAAAACAAUGACGCAACGCAAACUUUGGGCCGCCCCAAAUGUGGACGCAAAAGAAGACACCCAGAAUAUUGUCUCUCUGAGAAGAAGAAUAGGAAAUAUAUGAAUUUACCAUAUCAUGUCAAAGACAAACUAGUAAGACCGAAAGUAUUCCGUGAUUAUUCAUGUACCUGCAAGCAACGCUGUUUCUUACUUGUUCCAAAAGAAACACGAAAACAAGAGUUUUAUAAGUUUGUAACAUUGGGGUCGUAUGAAGCUCAGCUGUUAUACAUUUUAAAUUAUGUUAAAGAAUCUGAAAAAGCUCGAUCAUAUACUUCAACAAAAACUAAAACCGGUAAGAAAAAACCUAGACAAUACAGAAGACAUUAUUAUAUUUGCGAGAAUGUGGUAUGUAAGGAAAUGUUUUUGAAAAACUUUCAAAUCUCUUCUAAAAGAGUUGAUAUGUGUUUGUCCAAAAAGCGAUCAGAGGAAACUUAUAAAGACAAGAGGGGUCAAAAACAAGGUGGUUGGAACAAGACCCCUAAAGAAGAUAUAGAUUUCGUGAGAAGUGUCAUUAAUCGCCUCCCAAAAUACGAAUCUCACUACAGAAGAGAACGGAACAGUGGCACGCAAUAUUUAAAAAUAGGUAUGACUAUACAAAAAAUUUACGACAUCUAUCUUGACGAGUUCAAAAAUGUGUACGGCAGCGAGAAGAAAUACGUCUCUUUUGCUAUUCUGAAGCGCGUAUUUUAUACGUAUUUCAAUCUCCGUUGUAAAUCUUUGAAGAAGGAUACGUGCAAGAAAUGCGAUUCAUUAGCCCUUCAGAUAAAGAAGUGUCAUGUAGCAGAAGAAAAAGAAUUAUUGAUCCAGGAAAGAGAUAUUCAUCAAAUGAGAGCGGAGGAUCUUCGUAAUCAAAUGUCUCAAGACUUGGCGCGUGCUAAAGCAGAUCCCAAAUUUGAAUGUGUUACCUACGAUCUCGAAAAAACCCUACCUUUGCCCCGUAUACCUACGAACAUAGUAUUUUAUAAACGUCAGUUAUGGGUUUAUAAUGCUGGGAUACACGUUGGUUCUAACGAUCAAGGACGAUGCAAUGUCUGGGUUGAAGGGGAAGCCGGAAGAGGAGCCCAAGAAGUUGGCUCGUGCCUUAUUAAUUUUAUUAAAAAUCAUUUGAGGGAUGGCGUAGAGAAUCUAGUCCUUUGGAGCGAUUGCUGUGGGGGACAAAAUAGAAACAUUAAAAUAGUCCUAAUGCUAAAAACUAUACUUAAAAGUCACCCAAAUCUUAAAACGAUAACUUUAAAAUAUUUAGAGACCGGCCAUUCCUUUUUGCCAAAUGACACUGAUUUCAGCAAGAUUGAAUGUGAGCUUAAACAUCACGAGCGGGUUUACACCGCAGAAGAAUAUAUAAAUAUCAUGAAGAUCUCUAAAAAGAAAAAACCUCUUCACGUUACUAGAAUGAAAAUACAAGAUUUUUUAAGUACAAAACAAAUAGAAAAAAAAAUAGUUAACCGCAAAAUAUGUACAAAUAAAGAUAAAAUAAAUUGGCUGAAAACAAAACAAAUUUUAUUGAACAAAGAAGAUCAAUACAUAAUUACGAUGACUUCAGAGAGUGGAGAUAUUCAAAAGCUGGAUUUGUCGAAAAGAAGCAAAGGUAAUUUAAUUCAAUUUUCUGAAGAAGAUUUUGAAGUCCUUUGGCCCCAAGGAAAACCCAUACCUGGAGCAAAGCUCGAUGAUCUGAGAUCCAUGUUUAGUUUAAUACCUGAAGACUGUCACGCAUUUUACAGUAACCUUAAGGGAAACAGCAAUAUCAGAGAGGACGUUGAUGGAUACGGGCCAACUCUUGAUUUUGACUUGGAGGAGAAUGAGACAAAUUGA